AUGAGGAGGGAGAGGGACCCAUUGGUCCUUGGACGUGUGAUAGGAGAUGUUGUUGAUGGCUUCACCAGGUCUAUUAACCUCACUGUUACUUAUAGUGAUAGGGAAGUUAGCAACGGGGUCGGGCUAAAACCUUCUCAAGUUGUGAACCAACCUAGGGUUGAUAUUGGAGGUCACGAUCUACGUGUUUUUCACACUUUAGUUAUGGUGGAUCCUGAUGCUCCAAGUCCAAGUGAUCCUAACCUUAGGGAAUACUUGCAUUGGUUGGUGACUGAUAUUCCAUCAACAACAGGAGCAAGUUUUGGUCAAGAAGUCGUGUGCUACGAGAGUCCAAGACCAUCAAUGGGAAUUCAUCGCAUAGUUUUCGUGUUGUUCCGACAGCUGGGUCGACAAACUGUGUACGCCCCAGGGUGGCGCCAGAACUUCAACACAAGAGACUUUGCAGAGCUCUACAACCUUGGGUCUCCUGUGGCCGCGGUCUACUUCAACUGCCAACGUGAAAGUGGAUCCGGUCGAAGAAGGAGAUAAGAAGUAAAGCAUGCCACUGUCAUACAAACGACUUUAUAAACGCAUAUUCUUCUUUAUAUAACAUCAUGUUAAACAAUAAAGAAGGCCCUAAAAGAAUACUUAUAAAAGAAUAAGAAUAAUUUGUGCGAAGUAAGAAGAUGUACGACUAUAUAAAACAAUGAUGAAAUGAAAUAAAUGCAAUCUU
This is a messenger RNA of Helianthus annuus (common sunflower), 709 nucleotides long. RefSeq names its product protein HEADING DATE 3A. Lineage: Eukaryota; Viridiplantae; Streptophyta; Magnoliopsida; Asterales; Asteraceae. The record is from RefSeq and is a predicted model, not a curated record. Bases 1 to 525 code for a protein of 174 amino acids. The transcript has 4 exons.